This is a messenger RNA of Prorocentrum cordatum, 412 nucleotides long. NCBI's taxonomy places the organism in Eukaryota, Dinophyceae, Prorocentrales, Prorocentraceae. The record is from the annotation of a GenBank genome assembly.
GUCGGCGUGCUGCGCUCCGUGCUCGACGCCGCGGCGGAGUCGCGCGCCGUCGGCCGGCUGGCCGACGCGGGGCGGGUGCUGCUUGCUGGGCACUCGCGGGGCGCCAAGCUGUCCAGCCUUGCGGCCCUGGCCGACGAUCGCGUGCAGGGCCUGUGCCUGCUGGACCCGGUCGACAAUACCAGGUGGACAGAGGGCCGCCCGGGCUUCCCGUCGGCGUGCGAGGCGAUGCACAGGACCUCGGUGGCCCGGCCGCUGCCUGUGGCCAUCGUCGGCGCGGGCGCCGGGGGCGAGUGCGCCCCCGGGCAGGCCAACUACCUCGCCUUCUUCGCCGCCGCCGAGGGCCCCGCGUGGCUCGCGGUGCUGCCGGCCGCGGGGCACGCGCAGUUCCUCGACCGCGCGGGCGGCCGCGUCG